AUGGUCCGCCACAAAAAAGAUAACUUCUCCUCCAAAGGCAAGCACCCACACCGCGGCGUCCCGCGCUACGCGCGCCCCCCGAAACCGGACCGCAAUGACGACUCCAAAGACGGUGACGACCCCAACAGCGAAGGCUCCUCCUCCGGUCUACCCACCCGCCCAGCCUUCAAAGCCGCCUGUUGGGACCUAGGCCACUGCGACCCGAAGCGUUGCUCGGGCAAGCGGCUCAUGAAGCUAGGCCUGAUGCGCGAGCUGCGCCAGGGCCAGCGUCACGCCGGCGUUGUCAUCACGCCCAACGGGAAGCACGUCUUGUCCCCCGCCGAUGCCCCGCUUCUCGAGCAACACGGUGCCGCGGUGGUCGAGUGCUCGUGGGCAAGGACGGGCGAGGUACAGUGGUCGAAAGUGGGAGGGAAAUGCGAGCGGUUGCUGCCGUACCUCGUCGCGGCGAAUACGGUGAAUUACGGCAAGCCGUGGAGGUUGAAUUGCGUCGAAGCGCUGGCGGCGGCGUUUGCGAUUUGUGGGCAUCUGGACUGGGCUGAGCAGGUGCUGGCGCCGUUUUCGUAUGGAAAGGCAUUCUUGGAGAUUAAUGCCAGUUUGUUGAAGAAGUAUGCUGCGUGUGAGAACGAGGCAGCGAUUAAGAAGGUUGAGCAAGAGUGGAUGGACCGGCUAGACCGGGAGUAUGCGGAGAAUAGGGAGGAGGAUGAGGAUAUCUGGGCGAGCGGGAACGUCAAUCGGCGGGCGCCAGUCCUGUCAGAUGACGAGGACGAGGAUGAAGAAGAGAAAGGGGAGGGUAGUGACGACGAAAAGGACAAGGAGUUCCCGCCACUCGACGGCAUCUACCUCGGCUCAAAACCCCCUCCUAAGCAGCCCCCUCCGCAGAAGAACAGCUACGACCUACCUCCCUCAGACUCCGAGGAUGACGAAGACGAAGACGCCGAGAUGGAGGCUAUCCGUCGCAAGAUCCUCGCCUCGAAGCCCUUCGCCAACCCACAGCCUUCCGAGCCAGAGAUGGAAAGAGGCCCGGACAUGAAGGAUAAGGGGAAGGACAAAAAGGGGACCGUCAUCACUAUCCCGCGGCCAGAACCGCUACUUAAGCCCGACUCCGAUGCCGAGCCGGACUCGGACAACGGGUCGGACGAUGAAAACAGCAGUGGGAUCGAAGGCGGCGAUGAUGAGUUCGACAACAUCAUCAAUGCCACGCCAAUGACGGAUAGGAUUGGAUUGCAAAGGCUAGAGAGGGAAAGGCAAAAGGCGGCCGCGGUAAAGUUGGCGUUUUCAUCGGGAGGAGCGAACGCUCCAAAGAGAUGGUAA
Molecule: messenger RNA, 1311 nt
Organism: Thermochaetoides thermophila DSM 1495
Lineage: Eukaryota; Fungi; Ascomycota; Sordariomycetes; Sordariales; Chaetomiaceae
Exons: 1
Coding region: 1-1311 (436 amino acids)
Biological process (GO): maturation of SSU-rRNA
Molecular function (GO): rRNA small subunit aminocarboxypropyltransferase activity
Source: RefSeq, a predicted model, not a curated record